Drosophila erecta is the source of this 2333-nucleotide messenger RNA. RefSeq names its product beta-galactosidase. Gene Ontology annotation, cellular component: vacuole. The transcript is spliced from 6 exons. Lineage: Eukaryota; Metazoa; Arthropoda; Insecta; Diptera; Drosophilidae. Gene Ontology annotation, biological process: carbohydrate metabolic process. Gene Ontology annotation, molecular function: beta-galactosidase activity. Bases 125 to 2143 code for a protein of 672 amino acids. The record is from RefSeq and is a predicted model, not a curated record.
GUGCUCCGGUCGGCACUGGCGAUCGGUUGUGAGUUCUUGUUCACCCAGCCGAGUGGAGCGAGCUUUCAAGCUUUUCCUAGCGCUACACUUGCACACUACAAAUCUUCAAAGUCGAGUCUUCAAUAUGAACGGGUGUCGCUACAAUGGAAAGCUGACGAUAGCCAUAAGUGGGUGUCUGAUAAUUGCAGUGAUGGCCCUCACGGUUGGGCUUUGUGUGGGACUGGGCGGUGGCACCGAAGCCCUCGAGGACCAGCCCAGAUUCACGAUCGACCAUGCGGCCAACACCUUCAUGCUGGAUGGCCAGCCCUUCCGAUAUGUCUCCGGAUCGUUCCACUACUUCCGCGCUGUGCCCGAGUCCUGGCGAAGUCGCUUGCGCACCAUGCGUGCAUCUGGCCUUAAUGCUCUGGAUACCUAUGUGGAAUGGUCGCUCCACAAUCCCCACGAUGGAGAAUACAACUGGGAGGGCAUUGCGGAUGUGGUGAAGUUCCUGGAGAUUGCCCAGCAAGAAGACUUCUACAUCAUUCUCCGGCCGGGGCCCUACAUUUGUGCUGAGCGAGACAAUGGUGGUCUUCCUCACUGGCUGUUUGCCAAAUACCCGUCCAUCAAGAUGCGGACCAACGAUCCCAACUACAUCGCAGAGGUGGGCAAGUGGUAUGCGGAGCUAAUGCCACGCCUCCAGCACCUGUUCGUGGGCAACGGCGGCAAGAUCAUAAUGGUCCAGGUGGAGAACGAGUACGGGGACUAUGCCUGCGAUCACGACUACCUCAACUGGCUGCGGGACGAGACGGAGAAGUAUGUGACCGGCAAGGCGCUGCUCUUCACGGUGGACAUACCCAACGAGAAGAUGAGCUGUGGAAAAAUCGAGAAUGUGUUCGCCACCACUGACUUCGGCAUCGAUCGCAUCAAUGAGAUUGACCAGAUCUGGGCAAUGCUGCGUACCCUGCAGCCCACUGGUCCAUUGGUUAACUCGGAGUUCUACCCCGGCUGGCUUACCCAUUGGCAGGAGCAGAACCAAAGGCGUGAUGGCCAGGAGGUGGCCAAUGCGUUAAGGACAAUUCUGAGCUACAACGCCAGCGUUAACCUGUAUAUGUUCUUCGGCGGCACAAACUUCGGGUUCACUGCUGGUGCCAACUACAAUCUGGACGGAGGCAUCGGAUAUGCGGCAGACAUUACCAGUUACGACUACGAUGCGGUGAUGGACGAGGCCGGUGGCGUCACCACGAAGUACAACCUUGUCAAGGCUGUGAUUGGAGAGUUCCUGCCGCUGCCGGAUAUCACCUUGAAUCCCGCUAAGCGACUGGCCUACGGAAGGGUGGAACUCACACCCAAGUUGGCACUGCUCUCGACGGAAGGACGUGCGGCACUCUCCAAGGGUAAUCCCGUCGAAUCGAUCAAGCCCAAGACCUUUGAGGAACUAGAUUUGUACUCGGGCCUCGUCCUGUACGAGACGGAGCUGCCAAGCAUGGAUCUAGACCCAGCCCUACUGAAAAUAGAUCAAAUUAACGAUCGCGCCCACGUGUUCGUGGACCAGGAACUGGUGGGCACACUCUCCCGCGAGGCCCAGAUCUACUCGCUGCCGCUUAGCAAGGGCUGGGGCAGCACGCUGCAACUGCUGGUGGAGAACCAAGGACGCGUCAACUUCUACAUCUCCAACGACACGAAGGGCAUCUUUGGCGAGGUGAGUAUGCAGCUGCACAAUGGUGGUUACCUACCACUGGAGAACUGGCGCAGUACCGCUUUCCCGCUGGAGCAAUCCGCCAUCGAGCUCUGGCGCCGCGAACACAGCAACCAGAAGGUCAUGGAUCCGCUGCUGGCAAGGCAACGCAUUCUUCGGAACGGACCCAUCCUCUACACUGGCAGCCUGACAGUGACGGAGGUGGGCGACACCUAUUUGAACAUGGCCGGUUGGGGCAAGGGUGUGGCCUACGUCAACGGCUUUAAUCUGGGACGCUACUGGCCUGUGGCUGGACCACAGGUCACUUUGUACGUGCCCAACGAAAUCCUGCAAGUGGGCGAGAACUCGCUGGUCAUCCUUGAGUACCAACGAACGAAUAAGACGGCAACAGGCGAGGAUCUGCCUGCGGUGCAGUUUGAUGCAGUUGCUCAGCUGGACGGGGAGUCAGGUGAUGUGCCACUUAAAUGAUGGACCGCGUGUUAAUUGUUAUUCGGUAUUUCUUUAUUUGAAGCGUUUUGAUUGAUACUUGUGUCAACAACCUUCGUUAAGCAUUAUUAUAAAUGUUCUAACUCUUAUAAAUCUAUGUUUAUAUACGCCUUAAUAAAUUGCUGUUGACCUUUGCUUGACUGACUCUAUUCGAUCUCCAGCUUAUUUUCAA